UUUAAACUUGAGCCAAACAUAGCCAGUAUUUGUUUAUCUCAGGCCUCAUACCAUGUCAUUUUCUGGCAGACAGAUUCAGAUCAAGAUUCAGCGUGCAUUUCAUUUUAUUGGUGUCCUUCCUGAAUUAAUCCACCUCUAUACCAUCAUUAUGAUGCCACAGGAAUAGAUAUUAAUCAACCGUAAAAUAGCAAAGUAAAAAAGAAAUUAGGCUACAGUAUUUCACACCUCACAAGGAAUAGUCAAUUUUAUUACAGUCAGCCUUGAAAAUGCAUUUGUAAGGAUGUCUGUGACCAAAUCAAUUUCUUCUCCUCUGUCAGCCAUUGUGAGUUAAAAUAUAUAUAUUUUAUUUAGUUUGUGCGGUUCACUGCCUCUGACUACUCCAAUUAUCCAAUCAGAGGACAGGAAAUUGCUGACGUAAUCAUAUGCCUGCUAGAUGGCCCCAGUGAUGCCAACUCGAAAUCUGAUUGGUUAAUGGAACAAUUUCAUUGCCACUUAUUUUAAGCGCCGGGCGCCUGCACUAUUGAUUCUGAAGGCCUUAAGGCAAAUUACUUUCACCCUGGCAACACAUGAUUCUCUAACAAACAGGUGUAAAGUAUUAUAUACUGAGAUUACAUGACACUUAGGUUCUUUCAACUAAUUAUGCAACCAGUGCUACUUUACAGAAUUCACAGUGAUAGAGGUGAAAACAUUUGCAAUCUUUUACCAUAAAUUCUUUUUGUUCCUAAAGCCUUUGCUUUUCACUCACUCCAAUAUAGUGGACCUUUUUUUUUUGAUGCAUGAUAUAAAUUCCCAAUUAAGUCCAUUUCAGUUCCAUGUUGUAGCAAUGUAAAAUGUGGAAAUGUUCAAGGGAAUGAAUAGUUAUGCAAAGCAAUGGCACAUAUCUGUUUCUAUGCAUGUAAAUAUUAAUGCACUGGUUCCCUCUGGUGGAGAAAGCAGUUAACUACAUCUGCGUGACGCCUCUUUAAUUUAUGACCCAUAAGUUAUAGUCUAACUCUGCCCUGAUAAACUCUGCAUAAAGUCUGCUGACAGACACCAGACAGUCCACAUCCGAGCACUUUGUUUUGUUUAAAUAUAUCUCACUAUCAAAACUCUCUAAAUGGGAUCAAAUGGAAUAUAGGAUUGAUUACAGCAAGUGUUUUAUUUUCUAAGCUGCUCAGAUCAUUAAAUGUCACAGUGGCCUUUGGACAGACAUUUUGGAAUCAUUAAACCCAGCAGCUCUCUGAGGAAAUGGCGGCAUCAGGCCCUCUUUCAGAAGAAGAUUUUUUGUGUCCUGUGUGUUGUGACACUUUCACAGAUCCUCUUCUGCUCUCAUGCAGUCACAGCAUGUGUAAGAAAUGUCUGCAGAGGUUCUGGGCAACCAAAGAAUCCCGCGAAUGUCCAGUCUGCAGGAGAAAAUCCUCGAGGCAGGAGCCUCCUCUGAACCUGGCGCUGAAGAAGUUGUGUGAAUCAUUCACGAAGAGCCGAAGUUUCAGAUCUUCAGCAUCGUCUGAUGGCCUCUGCAAGCUACACAACGAGAAACUCAAACUCUUUUGUCUGGAAGAUCAGCAGCCUGUGUGUGUGGUGUGUCAGAACUCAAAGAGACACAAAAAUCACAUGUUGUGCCCUGUAGAUGAAGUUCUGUGUGAUGUUACGGAAGAUGUUAGGGCCGCUUUGGAGCCUCUACAAAAGAGACAGAUACUCUUGGAAAAUGCUAAACAAUAUUACAACAAAGUAGCUUUACACAUUGAGAGUCAGGCCCAGAGCACAGAAAGACAGAUAAAGAAGGAGUUUGAGAAGCUUCAUCAGUUUCUAAGAGAUGAGGAAGCAGCAAGGAUCGCUGACCUGAAGCAGGAAGAAGAGCAAAAGAUUCUGAUGAUAAAGAAGAAGAUCAAAGAGACAAAUCAGGAAAUAGCUCAUCUUCAAGACAUAAUAAGAAAAACAGAGGAGGAAAUGACCACUGGAGAUGUAGCAAUCUUACAGGAUGCGGCAUGCACAGUGAAACAAGUUCAAUGCACAACAAAGCAACCAGAGCAAGAGAAAAAUCUGCUAAUCAAUGUUUCUAAACAUAUUUCCAAUCUAAAGUUCAAAGUCUGGGAGAGAAUGCAGGACAUCAUCCAGUACACUUCUGUUAUUCUGGACCCAAACACUGCACACUCUCAGCUCCAUGUGUCUGAUGAUCUCACUGUUGUGGAACACAAAAAGCAGGAAUUGCUGCUUCCUGAUAAUCCGGAGAGAUUUGAUAGUGUUACGUGCGUCCUGGGCUGUGAGGGCUUUAAUGCAGGCUCACACUUCUGGGAUGUCGAGGUCGGGGACAGUACUAUCUGGGAACUGGGUGUGAUCAGAGAGUCUGCUCCAAGAAAGAAGAACUCCUUUUGUAAAGCAGUGUGCAGCAUUAGCUACAGUAAAGGAAGUUACCACACACUCUGUCCAGGACAGGCAGGUGAGAUCUUCAGAGCUAAAUACAAACCGCAGAAGGUCAGAGUGCAUCUGGACUGGAACAAGGGGAAAGUGACAUUUACUGAUCUUCUGAUGAAUUCACCAUUACACACUGUAACACACACUUUUACUGAGAGACUGUUUCCAUUUUUCUAUAACGGCUCUCCAUCUCGGCCUCUGAAGAUCUUACCAAUAAAACAGACAGUGACAUUAAACACUCACCUUUAACACCACAGAACAGAAACCUUCAAUCAUUCGAAACAACAAAGAUUACCAGACACUACAAAAAUGGAUUUUUAAAAAAGUCUUUUAUUGCUGAUAUGGUGAAGUUUUCUGUAAGAAAACGUUCAUUAAACAUUUUAUAGACACACUCACAUCUGAGGUUUUAUAAGAGAAUAAUACUGAGGCAUAAAAAAACAUCACUGAUCAAGACAAUGUUAAAAUGCCUCUUUUCAUGACUAGCUCUUUAUUUAUCACAUAACUGCCCCAAUACCCCAAAUCCAAAAAUUAAUCAGUAAAGCAGAAUAAAGAAAAACAGAACUAAUAUAGUGGCUUUUUAAUGUUUCAGCAAAAUGUCUCUGUAUCAGCAAAGAAGGCAGUACCUGUGGUCACAGCCACCUCUUCAAAAUUUAGCCAGUUCAUCCACAUGCUACUGUCUCAGCGAAACUGAUGUUACUGUAGUCAACAGAUUCGAAAAAGACAAAAAUCUAACUCAGAGAAAAAACUUAACAAUCAAUAUAACAAUGAUAAUAACAAUAACAAUCUCACAGUAACUUAUAAAUUAUAGUUUUGAAAUAACUUUCAAUAUUAGAUUGCAAUGCAGUUUUUUUUUCUUUGUCAUGAAACUCGUUUUAUUAUUAGACAGCAGGCAGUUAGACGGCUGUGAACUCAUUAAAUUUGCAUACAUAGGCUAUACUAUAUAUACAGUACACAGUGUCCUCUGAAAGUAUUGGAACAGCAAGGCCAAUUAUUCGACAUGUGGGUUUAGGAUCAAAAGAUUAAUAUGAGUGUAUGAGACGAACAUGACAGAAGAGAAUUUCUAGCUUUUAUUUCAUUUAUGAUAUUUAGUUUAUUUAGUUUUGUUAAACAACUGAGUUCAGGAUGGGAUGCUGCAUUGUGCCCAGUGUUCACAAGAAUACUGCAAAUCCUCUGCACCAAACAAGAAAAAUUUAGGCAAUUCAUCCAGAUUCUACUGUAUCAGCCAAAUAUGUGUUACUGUAGUUAAUAGAAUCAAAAACAGAAAAGAAUCUAUUAAUAUAAAUAAUUUGAUUGUUUUUAUUGUUUUGAUUUGAUGUGUCUCUUGAUUGUCAUCUGUGUCAGAGUAUUUUCAUGACUGAAUUUUAAAUAAUAUUAAAUCAUUUAUCAUACAGGUAAAUGUACUGAUCUGAGCUCUGUCGCACACACUCAGGGCUGUAGAGCAUUUUUUAGACUUUCUCUGUAUCAGUUUCUCUUUGUCUUGGAUAUUGGUCACUAAGUAUGACCUUGUGUUGAUAGAGAGCUUCUAAAAAGAUUCUAGUGACAGAAAUGAAUUCCAACUCGUUAAACUAUUAUAAUGUUUUGAUUUUUCAAUUUAAAUUUUGUUUCAUCUGCGACAAAUAAAAC
This is a messenger RNA of Hemibagrus wyckioides, 4017 nucleotides long. Its product is annotated as E3 ubiquitin-protein ligase TRIM35-like. Lineage: Eukaryota; Metazoa; Chordata; Actinopteri; Siluriformes; Bagridae. Gene Ontology annotation, molecular function: zinc ion binding; protein binding. The record is from RefSeq and is a predicted model, not a curated record. The coding region runs from base 1228 to 2643 and encodes 471 amino acids. The transcript has 6 exons.